AUGCAGGAGCAGCAUAUGCAGCAAAUAGAGAUUAUGAAAGGAGUUCUAGCAGAAAGAGAAGGGAAUAGUCCUCAUUUAAAAAUAUCACCAUAUCAAGAAACAGAGGAUAUCCAAGACUUCAUUGAAGCAUUCGAAGGUAUUAUGAAGAUACAAGGGGUGAAUCGGACAAAUUGGAUUCUACGUCUGACACCGUUACUAAGUGGCAAGGCUAGAACUGUUUGUACUGAUCUGGGAACUACUACUGAUUAUGAUGGAGUCAAGAAAGCUAUUUUGGAGCAUUAUAACAUCAACACAGAGAGGUGUAGAAGAAAGUUCAGGAGUCAUGUUUGGACAAGAGAUCAAGACCCAACUGAUUGGAUAGCUAGAGGAGUCAAACUGGUGAAGAGAUGGUUAGUACCAGAGAAUGGAAUGGAACAGGUAGUUAACAAGAUUGCAGUAGAGCAGCUUUUAAAUGGGUUACCACAAGAGAUGAGAAUCUGGGUAACUUCUCAGAACCCAGAGACACCAGAGAAAGUUGGAGAGCUUAUCGAAUCUUAUGAUACAGCUCAUAGUUGUUUACCACAGAGGAAUAGACCAAAGCAGGAUCAUGGUCGGUCAAAGGAGUUCCCAAGGAAGACUGAAGGAUCUACUGGAAACAAGAAGGAGAGAAAGUCACCUUCAGAGAUUACCUGUUACAAGUGUAAUCGCAAGGGGCAUAUAGCAAGAAAUUGUACGGAGAAAACUCUACGAGCCAAAGAGAAUGCAGAGGAAGCCAUUUGGCAUGGAGAAGGAAAGAUCAAUGGACACAAUGUGAAGCGAAUUCAGAUAGACAGCGGAGCAUCAAGGACUGUGGUUGAUAGGAAGUUUGUAGCAUUGAAAGACAUAGAGAAGGAGACGAUUGGAGUUACUUUUGGGAAUGGAACUUAUGGGGAGUAUCCACUAGCAUCAGUUCGGAUAACAUUUGAUGGAGAGGAUUACCAGGUGAAAGCAGCAGUAGUACAAGGACUAGCAGAAGAUGUGCUGUUGGGAAGGGAUGUACCACUACACAAACAUAUGGCAAAGCGAUUACCAAAAUCAGAACAGAUAGAGCUACUGAAACAACUGGCUAAAGAGCAUCAGAUUGAUAUUGGAGAGAUUAAAGAGUCAGAAGAUGAAUCAGCAUUAGCAGUGAUGACAAGAGCUCAGAGAAGACAGAUUCAAGUUGAUACGGAGCAGCAUUCAGAAGAGCAUCAGCCAUUACCCGAAAGAUCAGAGGAGCAAAGUGAAGCCAUGGAGCAAGAGACAAGAGAAGAGAGUGAACUGGAGGAGACAAUACUGGAAGAUGAAGAUCUAGGAGUACAGUUUCCAUUUGAGGAGGAGCUAUUUCAACCUACAACUCGGACGAAGAUAUAUCAGACUAGAGGAGAGAAGAGAAGACAAAAUCAGAAGAGAAACAGAAUAGAAAGUACCAACCAGACUAAACAACUGAUAAUGGACCAGGAGAAAGAUUGCGAGAUUCAGUCAUGGAUAAAGAAGGAGGAUCCAUCACGUAUAGUUCGGAAGGAAGGAGUAAUUUGUCGUACAUGGAGACCCAAGGACUCACCAAGUACCACAUAUGAACAGAUUGUUCUACCAGCACAGUAUCGGAAUAAAGUCAUCAGAUAUGGAAUUCCUGAAGAAAUAUUGACAGAUCAAGGUUCAAAUUUCACAUCAAGCUUGCUGGGAGAGCUAUAUCAUCUCAUGGGGGUCAAAGCAAUCAAGACCAGUCCAUACCAUCCACAGACCGAUGGCCUCGUGGAACGAUUUAAUCGAACACUAAAGUCUAUGCUAAGGAAAGUAUUGGAAGGAGAGAGGAAGAACUGGGACCACAUGAUACCAUAUGUCUUGUUUGCAUAUAGGGAAGUUCCACAAUCGACUCUUGGGUUCAGUCCCUUUGAACUACUAUAUGGACAGGAGGUGAGAGGACCGUUAGAUGUUUUAAAGGAGGAAUGGAUCCACAGCACAGAAAUCGAAACAGAUAUACUGAGUUUUGUGAUGGAUACGCGAGAACGGAUGGAAUCUGCAAGAGAAAUUGCUGCACAAUAA
Amphimedon queenslandica is the source of this 2043-nucleotide messenger RNA. RefSeq lists its product as uncharacterized. Lineage: Eukaryota; Metazoa; Porifera; Demospongiae; Haplosclerida; Niphatidae. Gene Ontology annotation, molecular function: zinc ion binding; nucleic acid binding. Bases 1 to 2043 code for a protein of 680 amino acids. The record is from RefSeq and is a predicted model, not a curated record. Gene Ontology annotation, biological process: DNA integration. The transcript is spliced from 3 exons.